UGUCAAUUACAUGUAAUAAAAACCUAAUUAAUAAUUGAUAGUUAUUACAUUAUUGAAUACAAAUGGUCCCCACCCCUCUCCAAUCAGUUUUAAUUCAUACCAAAUUAAUCUCCCAUCAUUUCUAUGCAUUUGAGAUAACGCUUGGUGUAAUUACUAUAUGAAUGGGUCAGAGAUUUUGAAUAACCUAUGACUCCUAACGGAUUACAUGAUUUAUAAGCCAGAGGUGGCUGAUGAAUAUAUGAAAAUAGUGGUCUACUAACGGCUAGUCACCUCCAAUUACAAAAUUGUAUCAGUAAAUUACCCAGAGUAAAAUAAAUAAUAGGUCACUGUUUAUCAAGACUCCACAGUUCUAAUGUACUGAUGCAGUUCAGAGCUGAUGAUGAUCAAUUGACCCUUCCUAAUCGUUACAAACUCAUAAAAAGUAACCUCAUGAAAAAGCACGUUAUUUAAUAAUUAGCCAAUUAAUCAGAGUUCAUAGCUUCAUAGUUUUGAUGUUAGAGGCUGGAAGGGACCUUACAGAUCAUCAGGAAUGGCCAUAAAUAAAUAGCCUAUGAUUAAAUGACCUACAAAUAUUAAAUAGAUAGUGAAUCAAUGCAGCACCACACCUGAUAAAUAAGCAAAAACAAUAAACUAGUAGUGGAGUCUAAUCAGUAUAUAACCCCUAAGCAUUGCUAAAUACAUAAUAGGUGAAGCAUAAUGACAAACUAAUACAAAUCAGUCAAAAUUAAUAAGUUACCAAAGCAACAAAAUUAAAUAGCAAAAAUGAAUUAUCAACAUAAUUAAUGGAUAGCCAUUGCUAACAAUAAUAUUUAAAAUAAAAAUAGGAGUAACAGAUUUUAUUAUCUAACCCUGGCUAAUUCAUAUUCUAAAGUUAGAAGGCUACGCUGUGGACCUAUAAAUAAGCUAGCAAGUCAUUGAUAACAUUUGCAGUCAAUAGGCCACCAUCAAGUAAUGAACUGUAAUGCAUAAAAAAAUAGCUAAUAUAAAACAGCAAUGCUUAUAAUUAAAUUAACACAUAAGUAAUAUUUGAUAAUUGUAUCCACUCAUCUUCCACAUACAGACAUAUCCUGUUCACCACCAAAUACGUCUGAAUAUCCAUCUAGCCACUUCCCUUCAUCUCACCAUCCAUCUAGCUGAACAUCCCUCCCUCCAUCUCUAACAGUAUCUGUGUCUCCUGGAUUAUCCAUCUCUCACCCCUACCUGGGCCCUUGUGGCAGUAACUCCUCCUUUGUCCAUCUCCUCACAGCAUGGACUGGUUCCACUGCAACCAGUGCUUUCAUCAAAAUGGGGCAGACUUCUCCAUCACCAGCUGUGGACACAUUUUCUGCAGGAAGUGCACUGGCUGUGAUAAAUGCCCCGUUUGCAGAACGACCUGUAAAUACCUGUCCCUCUCCGAUAAUAUGAAACCACAAGAAAAGAUGUUUUUCAAGAAACCAGUGGAAGUUGCCCUCAAGCAUUUUGCCCACAUUUCCCAGGUGUGGCGGUUCCAACAGAAUCAGAGUGAGCUCCGGCUCUCCUUCUACAAGCACAAGGCGUCCCAGGCGGAGAGGGCCCUGCAAGAGGUGCGCCAGAAACUCACCACCUGUGACAGAGAGCUAGAGCUGCUGAGGCAGGAGAACCGAGAGCUGAAGAAAUACCUGAAUGUCCUCAAGGCCUCCCCCAGCCGAUGUCAGGUCAGCAGAAACAACACACCCCGACCAGUGGGCAUCACCUCCCCAUCACAGAAAGUCACCCCGCGGUCAGGUCCCCAGCACUGCAGCCAGGUGGUUAGCCGCUUCUCCUCGCUGGACUCUCUCCCCUACCGGAGUGCUGGCACCUCCAGCUGGCAGGCUGCAGGCAGGACCCCAGCAGACUCCAGCAAUGCCACCCCAUCACCAGCUUCCACACACAGCCAGUCUUACAGGACUUCCUCCUCCUCAUCCCAGACCCCUGGCCUGGGCAUCUUCCCCCCACACCCCUUGGCAGGAAGGGAAGGUGACAGGGGAUCCAGUCGUGCCACCCCCACUCUCACACUAGGCAUCUUCUCAGAUCAGGGAGAGGAGAGCACCCCCACAGAGAACCAGAGCCUGAUGAGACAGCGGCUCAUGCAGCUGCGGUUCAUCCCUCCCUCGGCCUCCUCGCAGCACAGCAGCACUGGCAGGAAUGCCCAGCUGUAGCAGGCUGAGUCACAGAUGGCACUGGACCCUGCUCCCAGGACAGCUCCUGCCUGCUGUGUGUCAGGCUACAGGCAGGCUGGAGCCAGGGGAUGUGUAGAGGCCCCUGCAUCUCUCCC
This is a messenger RNA of Alligator sinensis (Chinese alligator), 2272 nucleotides long. It is a transcript of the gene RNF212B, whose product is annotated as ring finger protein 212B. The record is from RefSeq and is a predicted model, not a curated record. The transcript is spliced from 16 exons. The coding region runs from base 1248 to 2156 and encodes 302 amino acids. Gene Ontology annotation, cellular component: synaptonemal complex. Gene Ontology annotation, molecular function: SUMO transferase activity. Gene Ontology annotation, biological process: reciprocal meiotic recombination; homologous chromosome pairing at meiosis; protein sumoylation. Lineage: Eukaryota; Metazoa; Chordata; Crocodylia; Alligatoridae.